UGCAGGAUGAGUUCCGACGAGAAGUUGGUCCAAGUCUACAGCCGAGCAAACCGCCGCCGCUAUGGCAAGACUUUUCCAAAGGAGGCUCUGCCUGACUUGGCUGUCGAUGCCGGCAAUGAGGCCAUCGAAGCUGCGGUACGUCGCAAGAAGGAGUGUCAGAAUGAGCAGCAAAACCAGGAUCUGGCCAAGAAGGUCCUGGCAUAUCUGAAGGGCCGCAAGGAUGGCGUGAGCCGUGCAGAGCAUGGAGCCUCCCAGCUGAUGUCCCUCAGCUUGGCGCAGAAGAUUUGGAAUGCCAUGCGCGAGCAGGGCCUGGUGCAAGCUGAUGUGAAGCAGCUGGAGAGAGAGCUUGUGGAGGAAUACACCCGUCCGAAGGGCAUCCGCACAGCUGGGCACUUGGGGUUCUCUGGUUCCUUGGCGUUGCCAUUGACCAACUUGGCCACCCCGCUGCAGAACAUGGAGCGACGGCUGGCGGUGGAACGCAGUGCAGCGCAUGAUGGAGGGGCCGACGUGGUGGCCCUGCAGGCUGUGAAGGACGGGUUGGCCAACGGCGCAGCUGGAGAAGCCGAUGCGGAGGAAGAGGAGGAGCAGCGCGCGCGGACGCUGCGCGAGAUGAAAGCGUGCGCGGAGCGCCUGCUGAAGCCGCGCACGGCGGCGACGGCGCGCUUGCAGAAGAGUUCCUUCGACGCCUUGCAUCGCUUGGUUUCCUGGGCUCGAGAGGCGGCAGAGGCCAAGGAUCGUGACUUGGCGCAGCAGAUGAUUGAUGCCGGGGUCGAGGAGAUCUUUCGAAACAGGCUUCACAAAGGGGAGCCUUGCGAGCACCAGCAUUGCAUUGGUGGGUUAGAUGCUCUUGUUGGCUUGGGCUUCUGCCCUCGUGCCGCGAAGAUGUUGAAGGCCUUGCGGAACCUGAACCAGUUGCAUCAAGAGGAGAAGACACACAUGAAGGCCCUUCUGGAGCUCUGUGAUUUCCUGCUGGAAGAGUGCGAUGCGCGGCAGGCUGACUCGGACACCGCCGAUCGCGCGGAGCUGUGGAUCUUCCUGGGCCACGACGUGGUCUCGGUGCUGGCCUCCGCCUGUGCCACGCUGCCCUGGAGCAAUCGCGUGGCUGGGAGGCGUGCGCUCUGCAAGACUUUCAUCAGAUUGCAAGAGAUUGUCGCUGCGGAGUCUGAGCACCAUCAGAUUGCCCACAAGGAGAAACUAUGCAGCCUGGCCCAGUUGGCUCGGGAGGUGCAGCAGGUCCUGUGUGAGGCGUGCUAUGCAGGGAAGACUGUGCAGAAGCGGAAGAACUUGGCAGGCAACCUGAUGCCUGGGGAGCUGGCCACCGUUCGCAGACGCUGGAGCAAUCUGCCUGAGGAUUUGGUGCUGAUCCUUCAACGGCUCGGUGGUCCAGAAGCAGUGGUGAAACUUGUGCAGCUGGCAGGUGUCACAAACGGCUGGUCCCGGGACUUUGGACAGGAGGUCUCCAAGCUCUGGGAACUGGUGAGUGACAAUGAGUGGACCAACGUGGAGUGGGUGGAUCCUGACAUCGAGGAUUCGGCAGAUCCAAGCGCAGGUGACGAAGUUCCAGCGCUGCCAGCGCUGCGCCGGAGCUUCACGGCGGCGAGCCGCAAGCGCAAAGCGGUUGCCAUGGAGGGCUGAAAGCCAUGGCGGCUAGCGGGGGUGUUGGGCAAAGGAGAACACCG
Messenger RNA from Cladocopium goreaui, 1679 nucleotides. The record is from the annotation of a GenBank genome assembly. Lineage: Eukaryota; Dinophyceae; Suessiales; Symbiodiniaceae.